Messenger RNA from Penicillium diatomitis, 1899 nucleotides. Its product is annotated as putative Patatin-like serine hydrolase. Gene Ontology annotation, biological process: arachidonate metabolic process. The record is from RefSeq and is a predicted model, not a curated record. Gene Ontology annotation, cellular component: membrane. The transcript has 3 exons. The coding region runs from base 1 to 1899 and encodes 632 amino acids. NCBI's taxonomy places the organism in Eukaryota, Fungi, Ascomycota, Eurotiomycetes, Eurotiales, Aspergillaceae.
AUGGACGAGGUCAAUCUGCGUCGCAAGGACACCACCAAGGGUCCGCCGCUGCGAAUUCUAUCUCUCGAUGGAGGCGGCGUCCGCGGAUACUCCAUGCUGAUCAUUCUUCAGGAAAUCAUGUAUCGGACAUACGUUGAAUGCGAGGGCAAGCCACCUCGUCGCGAUCAAAUUCCCAAGCCAUGCGACCACUUCGAUCUCAUUGCUGGCACGGGUACGGGCGGCCUGAUUGCGAUUAUGCUGGGUCGUCUACGCUUGGAUCUCGAGACAUGCAAGGAAGUCUACGUGCGAAUGACAAGAAAAGUCUUUGAGACAGACAAGACGAUCGCCGGCAUACCCUAUCGCUCAACGCUAUUCAAGGCAUCGAAACUCGAGGAAGCGAUCCGGGAAUGUGUUCGCGAGCACACCAUCUUCGAAGGGGAGGGCAACGAUCAACCCAACCGGACGGACGCUCGCGCAUCCAUGGCGAGUCUCCCGUACAGUCCGGGCUCUGUGCCUCAAAGAUCUGUGAGCCGUGGCAGUUUCAGCACGUCGGCCAUGUCUCAUCCGCAGAGUCCAAGCAGCUCGCGUGGCUCAACGUUCCUGAAUGGCCUGCGCUGGGGUAACCCGGAGGCGUUACUCUACGACAACCGGGAAUUCAGAACGAAAACUGCCGUGACUGCGCUGUACAAGGGUACCCGUCGCGGAGGAUCAGCAGUGCUUCUUCGUUCCUACGAUUCUCGUCGCGAACCACCGCCAGAGUUCGAUUGUACCAUCUGGCAAGCGGGCCGCGCUACCUCCGCUACGGGACUUGCCUUUAAGCCCAUCCAAAUCGGACAGCAUGUGUUUAUCGAUGAAGGACCCGGUACCUACAAUCCUGCGCCCCAGGUUCUCGAAGAGGCUGUCGUCAAUGAAUGGCCGGGUCGCGAAGUCGGUGUCUUCAUCAGUGUUGGAACCGGACGGCGGCCGCCCGGUACGAAUAAUCGGCAACACGAAUGGUGGGAAGACUUUUUUGGGUCCGCGACUGGCACAUUUGCAGAAGCGCGCCGGCGGCUAAUCACCAAGAUUGAAGGCUGCGAGGCGAUCCACCAGGAAAUGCUGAAGGACAUCCUUGCCAAGCGCGGGGUGCCCAAGGACAAUUACUAUCGCUUCAAUGUGGAGGUCGGUGUCGGUGAGUUCGGCAUGAAUGAGUGGAAUCGCCUGGCAGACAUCAGCACCAACACGCGGCAAUAUCUGGCCAAGGCGGAGGUGAAGAAGAUGAUUCUCGAUUCAAGCGUCAAGUUUGCCAAGAUCGAUCGCAUGAACAGACGCCUCGCUCAGCAUGCGGCCGCAGGGGGCGACCGGGAUGACUUGUCCUUUGACAUGGAGCGCGAGGAGAUCUCGGUGCACACUCGCAAUCCAUCCUAUUCGGUACCGCCGCCGAAUCACUUCGCCGUUGAACUCCCUGCAUCACCUGUGGAUGCUCUUCCUUCACCUCUAGGCCAGGCUCCUACUAUUCCUUCCCAACCUCAUGCAUCCGUCAUCGUGACUGCGCCUCCGUCGGGCGAUUCGCUGCCUGCGCAUCCGACCCCGCAAGACGGUCCAUUAUCUCCAACAUGGCAUUCGAGCGGCGAGACGAGUGGCUUCCGACCGAGCCACGAGGCCGAUCGGCCUGGCUCGCAACAGCAGGACUCUCCUCAGCGCAGCAACGACCAGUUUCCUUCGUAUAAUGUGUCGCCACUCAGCGGAAUGCCUCCGCCUAUUCCUCCUAAAACCCCGAUACCUUAUCCUUCAACCGAGGAUCCGGGGGUGUCGAUGCCCGCACCUCUCUUUUCUCAGCCCCAUGCACCUGUUGCUGGCGGUAAAGUGCGCCCUCCUUAUCCGGUGGAUGAGCCUCCACCCGUGGUCAAUCGGCAGCGCAAGCCUAGUUUCCAUGUGCGAUGA